AUACUAAAAUUCUUCAAUUAACAAAAUUAUUUCUAUACAAUAAUCGAUUUUAUUAUGAUGGUAAGAUAUAUCGAUUGAAUAAAGGUGGUCCAACAACUUCACGUUUUACUGAAACGUUAGCCAAUAUUUAUCUACUUGGAAUGGAAAACAAUUGUCUCAUCAAUCAUCGUUCCAUGCAAAAUGAAUUCUAUGGUCGAUAUCAAAAUCAAAUCUUUUUUACAUGGAAUCAAUCUUUAAAUGAACUUGAAGAAAUUCUUCAUCAAAUGAAAUUACAAUAUAAUCACUUAGAUUUUCAUAUUUCUAUUGAAAAACAAUUGACUUUUCUUGAUAUUUAUUUAGAAAAUCGUCAUGGCUUCCUUUAUAGUCGUGUUCAUCAUGAACAAAAUCGACAACGUUACACAUUACCAUAUACAUCAAAUGAAAAUUCCAUCAGGAUACAUAGUCAUUGGUUACGAUCAAGUCUUAUACGUGCUGUUCGUUAUUGUACAGCAGUGGAAGAUUUUCAUUAUGAACGAAUCUAUCUUGAAAUGAGCUAUUUAGCCAAUGGUUAUUCGUAUGAAUUCAUUAAAAAACAUCUUCAACAUUUUUUUCUACAAUUUGGUGCUAAAGAAUUUCAACAAUUCGUUUUGGAUCAAGGUCUUUAUGAAAAAUUUCGUCAUCGUUUAUUUAAUUUUAUGAGUGAACAACGACAACAUAUACAGAAAAAACAAGAAUCAUUCAAGAAGAAUCGACGUUUUCAUUUAUCGUAUAUUUAUGAUAAUAUAAGUUCGAAAAGUAAAUUCAAUAAACAAUUACGUGAAAUUCUAUCAGAUAGUAUUAAAAUCAAAAAUACAACAUUCGAGAACAGCAAAUUACAACUUGACAUUACAACAAAACAUCAAUAUUCAUUAAAUGCACUUCUUAGUCAUCAACGACCGUCACAUCCAAUAUUAAAUAAAAUGAUCUAA
Messenger RNA from Rotaria sp. Silwood2, 947 nucleotides. Lineage: Eukaryota; Metazoa; Rotifera; Eurotatoria; Philodinida; Philodinidae. The record is from the annotation of a GenBank genome assembly.